AUGUCCGCCGCCAUCUCCUCCGCUCACGCCGUAUCGGGAUCCGUCGCGACCCUCAGGUCGCGUCGCGCGACCCGGAUCCGGACUGUUCGCUCCAUCAAGGUCCGCGCGGAGGCCGAGAAGCCCAACUUCAAGGGCUGGCGGGAGAUCGACAUCAAACAAGUUCAGCUCGGCACCGCCAAGAUCCCUUCCGGCAUCGACGAGGAGAUAUUCUGCAGCAGCCUCUAUCAGUGGGCGAACGGUCUCACCACGAGCGGCCAGAACAUGCCGUUCGCGCUCCCGCAGCGGGUGGAUCGCUUGCCCACCGGCUUCUCCAUGGCGUUCCUCGUAUCCGAUCCCAAAGGUGAGCCUGGCACUUUCGUGAGCUGCGGUGAGAUCGUUGCGGAGGUGGUGGACCAUCCUCUCCAGGAAGGCCAGAGGGUACUCAUGAUCAACGGAACCGGGCAGGUGAUGGAUAAGGGCAGGCUGAUUGACGUGGACACGGUGAUGCAGACGUUCCCGAACGCUAUCCGCAACGCUGUCGGGAUGGCGACCAAGGAGUAG
Micromonas commoda is the source of this 540-nucleotide messenger RNA. RefSeq lists its product with no specific name. NCBI's taxonomy places the organism in Eukaryota, Viridiplantae, Chlorophyta, Mamiellophyceae, Mamiellales, Mamiellaceae. Bases 1 to 540 code for a protein of 179 amino acids. The record is from RefSeq and is a predicted model, not a curated record. The transcript has a single exon.